Molecule: messenger RNA, 886 nt
Organism: Oreochromis niloticus (Nile tilapia)
Lineage: Eukaryota; Metazoa; Chordata; Actinopteri; Cichliformes; Cichlidae
Gene: rpp21
Product: ribonuclease P subunit p21
Exons: 5
Coding region: 107-580 (157 amino acids)
Biological process (GO): tRNA processing
Cellular component (GO): nucleolar ribonuclease P complex
Source: RefSeq, a predicted model, not a curated record
CCGGAAGUAUAUCAGUUGUAGCUACUCGCAGAGGGUCAUACUGCUGUAGUUAGAGGUAACCCGCUGUUACUAUUAGGGCUAAAUUGUUAUCUGACUUUUGUGUGUAAUGGCACUCCACUUGAAAGACAAAGAAGCUUACCAGAGACUGAACUACCUUUACCAGGCUGCACAUUGUGUUUUAGCUCAAAAUCCGGAAAAUGUGGAGCUGGCUCGUUUCUACUGCUUCUCACAGAAGACGAUUGCAAAGCGUCUCGUUCUCAGACAAGAUCCAUCGGUGAAGAGAACAUUGUGCAAGAGGUGCUGCUCGUUGCUCAUCCCGGGUGUAACCGCUACAACAAGACAAAAACGAAAAAACAGCAAGACUCGCUUUACCGUGAUGAGAUGUCUCAGUUGUGGACAGAGGAAGACCUUACUGAAUAAUCCAGAUUACUGUUUAUGGGCAGACCGAGCCGAGGCUCAGCUGGAGCAGCAAAAGCAAAAAGAUUCAAUCACUUCUGCUAAAAAUCAGCCAAAAGACACGAAGAAUGACGGGUCACAGACAUCAAAACCCAGUUCUGCUCCGGGUGCUACCAGCACGUAGCAGCCGUGGUUCUGCUCUACUUGCUUAACAUAUAAAGGACUGUUCUUAAUAAAAGUUAAUAUAUAGUUUUGUUGUGUCACAUCCACCCACAGACUAGGGAAGGUUUUUUGAAUGUUAUUUUUAUGAAAUUACUUCUUUUAAUUUUAUUGACAGUUUUUUUGGGGGGGGGUUUAGCUUUUCUGAUUACAAGGGUUUUUUGUUUUUUGAAUGCUAACACUAACAUUGCUAAUUUUUGUCAUGUGUAUUUUGUAAAUUGUUUUGUUUUUUUUUUUCAAAUAAAAACUUAUGUCAUGAUUAAAAAAGAAA